AUGGUCGAAGCAAUAUUUGCUAACGAAAAAAUGUAUUCUUAUUUGUUCACGUCAGAAUCGGUCACAGAGGGCCACCCAGACAAAAUUUGUGAUCAAAUAUCUGAUGCUAUUCUUGAUUCUUGUUUGGCACUGGACCCCCAAGCGAAAGUGGCUUGUGAAUGUGCAGUCAAGAACGAAAUCGUUUUUAUUUUUGGAGAAAUUAGUGUAAAGGGAGUUAUAGACUACGAGUCCAUUGCGCGAAACAAACUAAAAGAAAUUGGAUACGAUUCUAAAGCUAAAGGACUAGACUACAAAACUUGCAAAAUUCAAGUAAUGAUAGAUGAACAAUCUCCUGAAAUUGCGAAGUCAGUUCACUUAAACAAAAGUCUCGACGAUGUAGGAGCUGGCGAUCAAGGAUUGGUAUUUGGGUACGCAUGUGACGAAACUAAAGAACUGAUGCCGCUGUCUCAUUUGCUAGCAAACAAACUCGCUUUGCGAUUGAGCGAAGUCAGGAAAAAAAAUAUUCUGCGCUGGGUCGGCCCAGACGGCAAAACUCAGGUGACUGUAGAAUACGAACAACAUGAAAAUGAACAACUGGUGCCUAAACACGUCAACACAGUAGUCAUUUCAACUCAGCAUACUCCGGACGUCAGCAUCGAGAAAAUUAGAGAAGACCUCAUAACCCACGUUAUCACCCCAAUUAUCCCCAAACAAUUUUUAGAUGAAAACACACGAUAUAUUUUGAAUCCAAGCGGAGAAUUCACCGUUGGAGGGCCGCAUGGAGAUGCUGGUUUAACUGGACGUAAAAUUAUUGUUGACACGUACGGCGGCUGGGGCUCGCACGGAGGAGGUGCUUUUUCAGGAAAAGAUUGCACUAAAAUUGACAGGUCUGCUGCCUACGCUGCUAGACACGCAGCUAAAUGCCUUGUUGCAAACAAUCUGUGCUCUCGAGUUCUUAUUCAAGUUUCAUACGCCAUCGGAGUUGCUGACCCUGUUUCUAUAUAUGUAAAUUCUUAUAAGACUGCUAAGUCCGGCUUGUCAGACAGAAACCUCGAAACUAUUGUCAAAAAAAAUUUUGAUUUUAGGCCUGGUGCCAUCAUCAAAAGCUACGGCCUCACCGCGCCCAUUUUCAGCGAAACGGCCACGUAUGGACAUUUUGGCCGGCCACAGUUUAUAUGGGAGCAAGUCAAAAAGCUUGAAAUAUGA
Messenger RNA from Dermatophagoides pteronyssinus (European house dust mite), 1185 nucleotides. Its product is annotated as S-adenosylmethionine synthase-like. Lineage: Eukaryota; Metazoa; Arthropoda; Arachnida; Sarcoptiformes; Pyroglyphidae. The record is from RefSeq and is a predicted model, not a curated record.